This is a messenger RNA of Rhizoctonia solani, 531 nucleotides long. RefSeq lists its product as uncharacterized. NCBI's taxonomy places the organism in Eukaryota, Fungi, Basidiomycota, Agaricomycetes, Cantharellales, Ceratobasidiaceae. The transcript is spliced from 3 exons. Bases 1 to 531 code for a protein of 176 amino acids. The record is from RefSeq and is a predicted model, not a curated record.
AUGUCCUCCUUUAUUACUCGCUUCCUCGCCAGCAUGUCCAUGAAGGACUCCAAGUCUACUCAACCCGCCGAGGCCCGGCCUCGCAGACAUGAACGUUCCUCGCGAAACCACCACCACCGCUCUUCGCGCCAUAGUCAAUACCGCUCAAGUUACGUCUAUGACUCGGACGAGACCGAGGUCGAAACCGAUGACGAGCCUCCGGCAAACAGCCUUAUGCUUGACCUCGGUCCCGACUACUCUCCCAAGGCCAUGUCCACCAUCAGUUUCCCGUCCCCACCGACGCGCGGCGGGACACUGCUGUUCGAGACCGAUGAAAUGGACAAUAGUCCGCAGCACAUAGAGACACGUCAGCCUUCGGCCGCCGCGCAGGCCAUCCCAAGCCCGCCCAAUAUUAUAAUUCAACGUCCGCCGCACAAGCCGAGGCAGCAGCGUGGGAGGUCCUCGAGCAGGUCAUCCACUGGGUCCCAACAGCACGAGCGUCGGGCAUCAAGAACAUCAGCCUACAUCGCCGGGUCACAAUGGGUGUGGUAG